Molecule: messenger RNA, 1517 nt
Organism: Rhagoletis pomonella (apple maggot)
Lineage: Eukaryota; Metazoa; Arthropoda; Insecta; Diptera; Tephritidae
Product: adult enhancer factor 1-like
Exons: 3
Coding region: 526-1491 (321 amino acids)
Biological process (GO): regulation of transcription by RNA polymerase II
Molecular function (GO): RNA polymerase II cis-regulatory region sequence-specific DNA binding; DNA-binding transcription factor activity
Source: RefSeq, a predicted model, not a curated record
CGUCAAAUGAAAAUUGUGUGUGUCUGGUGCUUGCGAACGAAGAAAAAACCCAACUCAAUUUUGUAACUUCAUAUUUUUUGUACAAAGUAGAAAAAUUUUAUAUUUUUCGAAAAUUUUCACAUUCUUAAUAAAUGAAGUGAAUCCGCAAAGAGAGCGCGUAGAAAAGGGUAUUCGCAUAUGAACUAAUAGCACGGAGCAGGCAUGAGUAUUGCAAGUUGAAAAACUGAAAAGAUGAAUUAAAAGGGGGGAAAUCGGAGUCUAUUUUCACUGCAUGUCCUCGCCAGGUGUUGCAAGAAGAUUUUGUAUCCAUACCCUCUCGUCAGCGAUCUUUUGCUUUGCAUAACGUGCAGCACACAUAAAUAUAAAAAUAAAUACAGGUAUAUUUUUGCAUUGAAGCCAAGUUAAAUUACAAUAUAAGACAAUUCAGCUAAUUAACGAUCAAACAGCAACAACACAAAUUGGUCGCAAUAGUAGUGGGAACUAUUUGAGCUGCACCACAAACACCUGCGUAUAAAAAGUCUAACAAUGCAUAUAAAAAAUUUACAACACGCUCAUGCGGCUUCGGCUGCUAUGGGAGGAAUUGUGAUUGUGUCAUCGUCGACAAAUAAUACCACAAAUAAUGCUAACAAUAACAACAACAAUACCGACAGCAGCAAUAACAAUAAUGAAAACACCCAGGUAACACAUCAUCAGCAGCAGCAACAACAAUCCCAACAACAACAGCAGCAGCACCAGGCCGCAAGUGCAGCAGAAAUUCCGAUUCCGUUCAAUAUGCAUCUGACUGCAGCUAAUUCAGAAGCUCAUGUUGCAGCCCAAGCGGCAGCUAUGGCUGCAGCACAAGCAGCUGCCGCACAAGCCGCCGCCGCCGAGCAACAGCAAGCGGCAAAUGGUGGCAAUGGAGGAAGUGGAGCUACCACUAUAUUGCAGCAACAUCCUUUAGCGCACCUAGUAGCCACAGCGGCUCAUAGUCCAGCGCUCUCAGAGCACCAUUUUCCGGCGGGGCGCGAAGUUGUAGCCAAUGGACAUAGCGCAGGCAGUAGUGCGAGCGGAGGAGGUGGUGGCGGCAGUGGCGGCGGCAGCGGAAGCAGCAGUGGGGGCGGCCAUGAAAAACCUUUCCUUUGUAGUGUAUGCGAUCGGCGGUUUCGGCAAUUGAGCACACUCACUAAUCACGUGAAAAUACAUACCGGAGAAAAACCAUACAAAUGCAACGUUUGUGAUAAGACCUUCCGUCAAUCGUCCACUCUAACAAAUCACCUUAAGAUACACACUGGUGAAAAGCCGUUUAAUUGCACCUAUUGUCCGAAGAAUUUCCGACAGCUGAGUACACUAACGAACCAUGUGAAAAUCCAUACUGGUGAAAAGCCCUUCGAAUGUGCCGUUUGCAAGAAACAAUUCCGUCAAUCCAGUACUCUCAAUAACCAUAUAAAGAUCCACGUCAUGGACAAGGUGUACGUGCCAGUUAAGAUAAAGACGGAGGAGGAGGAAGGAUGACUAGAGGAUAUGGUGAUCGCAGGCAC